Molecule: messenger RNA, 1587 nt
Organism: Brettanomyces bruxellensis
Lineage: Eukaryota; Fungi; Ascomycota; Pichiomycetes; Pichiales; Pichiaceae
Gene: CCT2
Product: T-complex protein 1 subunit beta
Exons: 1
Coding region: 1-1587 (528 amino acids)
Biological process (GO): protein folding
Cellular component (GO): cytosol; chaperonin-containing T-complex
Molecular function (GO): ATP hydrolysis activity; ATP binding; ATP-dependent protein folding chaperone
Source: RefSeq, a predicted model, not a curated record
AUGUCUAUGAACAUAUUUGGAGAUAAAGUUACUGAGGAGAGGGGUGAAAAUGCCCGGCUCUCGGCAUUUGUGGGAGCAAUAGCUGUUGGUGACUUAGUGAAGUCUACGUUAGGUCCGAAAGGAAUGGAUAAGUUGCUUCAAAGUAUGUCAUCUUCGAAGGCAUUAGUGACAAAUGAUGGUGCAACAAUAUUAAAAUCAAUUCCGUUUGAUAAUCCGGCUGCGAAAGUUCUUGUUAACAUAGCAAAGGUUCAAGACGAUCAAGUUGGUGAUGGUACUACUUCAGUUACAGUUUUUGCAUCCGAGCUUCUCAGGGAGGCUGAAAAAUUGGUGGAUCAGAAAAUUCAUCCACAAACGAUCAUAGAAGGUUACAGAAUUGCGGAAAAGGCUGCUCUUGCUCAACUUGAAAAGCUUGCUGUUGAUAAUUCUGACAACACCGAAAAAUUUAAGGAUGAUUUGCUAAACAUUGCUAGAACGACACUAUCCUCUAAGAUUUUGUCUCAGGAUCGUGAUCACUUUGCUAAGAUGUCGGUUGAUGCUGUUUUGCGUCUAAAGGGGUCUACAAAUUUGGAUCACAUUCAAAUUAUAAAAAAAGCCGGUGGCAAGCUGUCGGACUCAUUUCUUGCUGAGGGCUUCAUCCUGGAUAAGAGAUUUGGCGUUGGCCAACCCAAGAAGAUUGAAGAUGCCAGAAUUUUAAUUGCAAACACACCUAUGGAUUCUGAUAAGGUCAAGAUUUUUGGUGCCAAAUUCAAGGUUAAGUCGACAUCGAAAUUAGCUGAAUUGGAAAAGGCCGAGAGAGAAAAGAUGAAAAGUAAGGUUGAAAAAAUUAGGCAGUUUAAUAUCAACUGUUUCGUCAAUAGGCAAUUAAUUUAUGAUUGGCCAGAACAACUGUUUACUGAUUCUGGUAUCAAUUCUAUAGAGCAUGCUGAUUUUGAUGGUGUCGAACGGUUGGCCUUGGUUACGGGUGGAGAGGUUAUUUCGACAUUUGAUAAUCCAGAGAAUGCAAAGUUGGGCCAUUGUAAGUCUAUUGAAGAAAUACUGAUUGGUGAGGAUGUUAUGACAAGAUUUACUGGUGUUGCGGCAGGAAAGGCAUGUACUAUUGUGUUACGUGGAUCUACUGAUCAAGCAUUGGAUGAGGCUGAACGAUCCCUUCAUGAUGCAUUAUCUGUUCUUUCUCAAGUUACAAAAGAAACUAGAACCGUUCUUGGAGGUGGAUGCUCGGAAAUGAACAUGUCUAAAGCCGUGGAGCAAACUGCACAAAAUGAAUCCGGUAAGAAAUCUUUGGCAAUAGAAUCAUAUGCUAAAGCCCUCAGGCAGCUUCCUACGAUUUUGUGCGAUAAUGCGGGCUAUGAUUCCAGUGAACUAGUUUCUAAGUUAAGAUCAUGUAUAUAUAAUGGACUUACUAAUUCUGGUCUUGACUUGAACAAUGGUAAGAUUGCCGAUAUGUCUGAUUUCGGAAUACUUGAGAGUUACAAAUUGAAAAAGGCUGUUGUUUCAUCUGCCUCCGAAGCAGCUGAAGUUUUAUUACGUGUGGAUGAUAUAAUAAAAGCCAAGCCAAGGACUGCAGACAGAGGUAGAGGUCAUCCAUAA